UUUUUUUUAUUUUUUUUUAUAAACUUUAUUAUUCAACACAAAUAGAACAAAUAUGUAUGACAGGAACAAUAGUCAUAACAACAACAAUGUCAGGGGAUGGUACAUGUAUUACAAAAAGAUUACAGAUGCUAUGCAUUGAAAAUAUUCAGAGAAAGACAGGUAAACCAUUUUUCUAGCCAUCUUGUCUUCCUGCCAAUCCCUGUGGCUUUUCUCACGUGACCUCCCAUGUGACGUACAACCACGCCCACUCUUUUGAAUGAGCCACUUCCUGGUUUCAGGAGGAGCGCGUCUGCGUUGAAGUCGGUUGAGGUCCAUUUAGAUCACGAGACACCUGACUUAAUUUAUGUGAAACAUAUUUUCUGUUGUUUAAGAAAACUUUAAAUUAGAAAAAAGGGGCUUCCUGUCAAAAACACAAAAAAAUUGUUAUGUUUCCGCCUAAUUUUGCUUGGGGAGCCGCAACGUCUGCAUAUCAGAUAGAAGGUGGAUGGCAGGCAGACGAGAAGGGACUUAGUAUCUGGGACACCUUUUGUCAUGAGGAAGGCAGAGUGUUUGGAGAGCAGAAUGGAGAUGUGGCCUGUAGCAGCUAUGAGCUGUGGGAGACAGACCUGGCCUGCAUCCAGCAGCUUGGACUGACCCACUAUCGCCUGUCUCUGGCCUGGGCCCGGCUCCUGCCUGAUGGGACCACCAGGCACGUCAAUCAAAAAGGUGUGCAGUACUACAAUAAGGUGAUUGACGAUUUGCUGGCCUGUAACGUGUCCCCUAUGGUCACUCUGUACCACUUUGAUCUGCCGCAAGCUCUCCAAGAUCGGGGCGGGUGGUUAUCACCCAGCAUAGCUACUUUAUUUGAUGACUAUGCAAAGUUUUGUUUCCAGACUUUUGGAGAUCGAGUCAGACUUUGGAUCACAAUCAACGAGCCUUACGUGUGUGCCAAACUAGGCCAUGAGGAUGGCAUCCACGCCCCAGGGUUAAAGGAAAAAGGCACCCUCGCUUACGUGGUCGGGCACAACAUGCUCCGUGCUCAUGCCAUGGCGUGGCACAGCUACGACUCCGGGUACAGAGCAGAGCAGAGGGGCGCUGUGUCGCUGGCACUCAACAGCGACUGGUUCGAGCCGCUGGACGGGGACUGCAGCGAGGAUGCUGCCGCCGCCGAGCGUGAGCUCUCAUUCACGCUGGGAUGGUUUGCUUGGCCUGUGUUUGUUACUGGAGACUAUCCGGAGAUGAUGAGAUAUGCCAUUGAUGCACAGAGCUCCAGGCUGGGAUACACUGGUGCCUCAAGGCUGCCAAAGUUCUCAGAGGGUGACCCUGCUGUUUUGGGAACUGCUGACUUUUUUGCGCUCAACUACUACACAUCCCGCAAAGUCAAAGCAGGAGGAGGUCGAGAGCAAACGCUCAGCAUGAAGUGCGACAGAGAUGCAGAGGACGUUUUAGACCCUUCCUGGCCUGUUUGUGGGGUUUCUUGGCUUGCUGUUGUCCCACACGGCUUAAGAAAACUUCUUCAAUACAUUAAGGACACUUUCAGUAACCCUGCUGUCUACAUCACAGAGAAUGGCUUCGCUCAGGCCGGGCCGCUGCAGAUCGAGGAUGCUCAACGCUGCGAGUUUUACAAGAGCACCAUCUUAGAAGUCGCUAAAGCCAUAAAUGAAGACGGGGUCAACGUCUGUGGAUAUUUUGCGUGGUCUCUGAUGGACAACUUUGAGUGGGCCGACGGAUUCAGUGUUCGUUUUGGACUCUUCCACGUGGAUUUCUCUGACUCCAACUUGACCCGAACCAUCUACAGAUCGGGACAAGACUAUGCCCGGACUAUUUCGACUUACAGACCUGGGAAAUGAACACGAAAGGGAAAAACAAAGAAGGUUUAUUAUGGACGAUUCUGGUUCUACACUAACAUUACAAAACCAGACGCUGUUAAAACCUUUGAAUUUAAAAAGGGUUAUGUAUCGAUCAUGGCUAUGUAUGAAUUCCCUCGCUACUGACUUACGGGUCUGCAACACUUAAAGAGUUUGGGCUCAGGAAUCUGUCAAUAAAAAAUAAAUUCAUAAAGACUUAUGCACAAAUCAAACCUUGCAAAAAAAGAAAUUGAACAAAUAUAAAAAAAAAUACGACAUUUGGUUUCACGUUUAACAUGUCUGUUUUGAAUACAACUCUUUUUUUUGUCUUGAAUACAACAUUUCCCCUGUUAAACUGUCAAAAACACGACACUGGCAUAUACAUGGAGUCCAGAAACAUUGAUUCAACUGAGUGAGGAUGCACUUUGAGCCUCAUUUAUUAAACUAAGAUAUAAUUAAACUUUUUAGAAUGUUAUUGAUCACCUGACAGGGAAAUUAUCUUGAUACCAUAUCUGCUGAAUAAUAAUAAAAAAAAAAAGUUAUUUACA
Oryzias latipes (Japanese medaka) is the source of this 2374-nucleotide messenger RNA. It is a transcript of the gene gba3, whose product is annotated as glucosidase, beta, acid 3. Gene Ontology annotation, molecular function: glycosylceramidase activity; beta-galactosidase activity. Gene Ontology annotation, cellular component: cytosol. NCBI's taxonomy places the organism in Eukaryota, Metazoa, Chordata, Actinopteri, Beloniformes, Adrianichthyidae. The record is from RefSeq and is a predicted model, not a curated record. Gene Ontology annotation, biological process: glycosylceramide catabolic process; carbohydrate metabolic process.